Messenger RNA from Hibiscus syriacus, 1539 nucleotides. RefSeq lists its product as uncharacterized. The transcript is spliced from 2 exons. The record is from RefSeq and is a predicted model, not a curated record. Bases 564 to 986 code for a protein of 140 amino acids. Lineage: Eukaryota; Viridiplantae; Streptophyta; Magnoliopsida; Malvales; Malvaceae.
UCUUCUUCCUUCAGUCGUUUCUCAUUGGUUUUAAAAGACCCUUCAUUUUUCUUCCAAGACUCUUCCUUUUUCUUACAUCCUUCCAUUUUCUUUUAAGUAUUUUAUUUCCUCAGCCAUGGCUCUAAAAAAGAAGGUUGUUGUCAAGAGUUCUAGUCGUAACCUGACCUCUCUGCUGCCGAACUCGCCGUGGAAACCAAUGGCUUCCACUGAGCCCAUACAAUUUAUGGAAGCUGAGCAGCAGAGGCGUUAGAAUGAGAACUUUACUGAUCGGGAGUUUUGCAACGAACAAGGCUUCGAUUUGUCCUUUGCUGAUGACUUGAAACCUUUUGCAUAUGUGACUGAUACGAUUGCAAAGCUGAAAUGAGAGACUUUCUGUGCCCACGCAGGCAAAAUUAAUCAUCACUGGGUUUGGGAGUUCUACAGUAAUCUCGUUCAUGAAGAGAAGCCUUUAGUUUUUUUUCGGGAGAAAUUGGUUCAUUGGUGGGCUGCACCGAUUAACAGCCUACUCGGGCUUGAAGAAGGUGUUUGUGAGCACAUCGAAUUCGUCAACAACCUCACAACCGAUGCUUUGGAACAAGUUGCAAGGGAUGUGUGCCUACCAGGUAAGACUUGGAUCAAAUCUUCUUCCGGUGGCUACACCAUGCGUCGGUUGGACCUUAAUCAAGAGGCUCAGUUCCAAUAGCGUUGAGGAGGUACCAGCAACCAAGACUGAUGUUGGAGAUGACACAAUGGAAACCGAGACCAAAAAUGAUGAAGUCGAGGAAGAAGAAGGAACUAAGGAGGAGGAGGAGGAAUAUGAGGUUGAUUCGGCUGCUUCAACAGAUGUCAUUGCAGUUGGUUCUGAUGAUUUUGAUCCUAUGGAGACCAACGAGACACUCAGCCAAGAGAAAGAAAAAGAGGUCACAACCAGCCAAGAGCAUACUACUGCGAAGCAGCUUUUGGACUUGAACAUUUACACUGCUGCUCAAGAUGUUGCAAUAGCAUAACAACAGGAGUUGGACAUUGUCUAACUUCUCAGCAAUGUACUUAAGGAUAUAAAGCAAAUGGAGGCAGUAAGCGAGCUUGGAGACAUCGAUAUUGAUCUGGUGAACAGGACUUUGACACAUACUUUUGUUUCGAAAAUUGCUAAAGAUGUUGACUACGCGAAAAUUGAUAGUAAAAUUGUUGAGGAAAUUUAGCAAGGUACCGCGAGUCAGCCCAAGGGCUCAGCCGAGAAAGCUAUGGGCAGCGCUAGGGGACAAUUGGAGAACCUGGACACUUCCACACCCGAACAAACUAAGAAGGUUCCUCUUAGAAUCCCUGAUGCUGCUAUGGUGAAACCUACUUCAACUUCCAUCGGUGUUAAACGGAAUAGCUCGAUGAAGGUGAAGGUGUCAUCCAAAUGUGUUCGCCCAACUGCUUCCAGUCCAAGAAAAGGCCCAAGGAAACCGACUUAGGGGAGUUUUGUUCUCCUUUUCUUUAUUUUUCGUUUUUAUGCAUUGGGGCAAUGCACACCUUAAGUUUGGGGGUGUUUUGUCCAUUGGUGUUGUGCAUAUAUAA